Chrysochloris asiatica (Cape golden mole) is the source of this 1603-nucleotide messenger RNA. RefSeq names its product GLIS family zinc finger 2 (gene GLIS2). The transcript is spliced from 6 exons. Bases 25 to 1596 code for a protein of 523 amino acids. Gene Ontology annotation, biological process: regulation of transcription by RNA polymerase II; smoothened signaling pathway. The record is from RefSeq and is a predicted model, not a curated record. Gene Ontology annotation, molecular function: RNA polymerase II cis-regulatory region sequence-specific DNA binding; DNA-binding transcription factor activity, RNA polymerase II-specific. NCBI's taxonomy places the organism in Eukaryota, Metazoa, Chordata, Mammalia, Afrosoricida, Chrysochloridae. Gene Ontology annotation, cellular component: nucleus.
CUCCAACCCCAGUUCCCCACCACCAUGCACUCCUUGGACGAGCCGCUCGAUCUGAAGCUGAGUAUCACCAAGCUCCGGGUGGCAAGAGAGAAGAGGGAGAGGAGCAUGGGUGUGGUCCGGCACCGUGCUCUGCACAGGGACCUGGGCCUGGUGGACGGCAGCCCUACUCCGGGUUCCCCAGGCUCCCCACCCUCAGGCUUCCUGCUGAACCCUAAGUUCCCCGAGAAGCUAGAUGGACGCUUUUCGGCAGCCCCUCUUGUGGACCUUAGCUUGUCACCACCAUCUGGGUUGGACUCCCCCAAUGGCAGCAGCUCUCUGUCCCCUGAGCGCCAGGGCAGUGGGGACCUGCCUCCAGUGCCCAGCGCCCCGGACUUCCAACCACUGCGCUAUCUGGACAGUCUGCCCAGCUCCUUCCAGUUCUUCCUGCCCCUGGGCUCCGGGGGGGCCCUGCACCUGCCCGCUUCCUCCUUUCUCACCACCCCCAAGGACAAGUGCCUCUCACCUGAGCUGCCCUUGCCCAAACAGCUGGUGUGUCGCUGGGCCAAGUGCAACCAGCUGUUCGACCUUCUUCAAGACUUGGUGGAUCACGUCAAUGACUACCACGUCAAGCCCGAGAAGGAUGCUGGGUAUUGCUGCCACUGGGAGGGGUGUGCCCGCCAUGGCCGGGGUUUCAACGCCAGGUACAAGAUGCUGAUCCACAUCCGCACGCACACCAACGAGAAGCCACAUCGCUGCCCCACCUGUAACAAGAGCUUCUCGCGCCUGGAGAAUCUGAAGAUCCACAACCGAUCACAUACAGGUGAGAAGCCCUACGUCUGCCCCUACGAAGGCUGCAACAAGCGCUACUCCAACUCCAGUGACCGCUUCAAGCACACACGCACCCACUAUGUGGACAAGCCCUACUACUGCAAGAUGCCUGGCUGCCACAAGCGCUACACGGACCCCAGCUCGCUGCGGAAGCACAUCAAAGCUCACGGUCACUUCGUGUCCCAUGAGCAACAAGAGCUUCUGCCAUUGCGCCCACCCAAGCCCCCACUGCCCGGCCCUGACGGCAGCCCCUAUGUCAGUGGGGCCCAGAUUAUUAUCCCCAACCCUGCUGCCCUUUUCGGAGGCCCCGGCCUGCCUGGCCUGCCCUUGCCCCUGGCCCCUGGCCCCCUUGACCUCAGCGCACUCGCCUGUGGCAAUGGCGGGGGUGGGGGGAAUGCCACUGGCCUGGGCCCUGGGCUGCCAGGCCCCGUCCUGCCACUUAACCUGGCAAAGAACCCGCUACUGCCCUCGCCCUUUGGGGCCGCUGGACUGGGUCUGCCUGUGGUCUCCCUCCUGGCUGCCUCCUCUGGGAGCAAGGUGGAGGGAGAGAAGGGACGGGGCUCAGGGCCUACCAGGGCCCUGGGCUUGGAAGGCCGCAAGACACCCCUGGAGAGGACUGAAAGUGGCCGCUCCAGGCCCUGUCCCAGUGGGCCAUCCCUGCUGCCAGGCACUGUGCUAGACCUGUCCACUGGUGUAAGUUCGGCAGCCAGCAGCCCAGAGGCGAUGGCUCCAGGCUGGGUGGUCAUUCCCCCCGGUUCAGUGUUACUCAAGCCAGCUGUGGUGAACUGAACCACCC